CCACGCACCCACGCCCGUCCUGGAUCUCACACACACACACACACACACACUCACACGGGGCAGUCACAGUGUGCAGAGCUCAGGAGACGGUCGACCCUCAGACAACUGUUACCUCCUCCGUUGAAGUCCCGAAUCACAACCAUGGGGAAAGGAUGCAUCACAGUCACCAAGUAUUUUCUGUUCCUCUUCAACCUCCUCUUCUUUAUAUUCGGAGCCUUGAUCAUGGGCUUUGGACUCUGGGUUCUCUUUGAUAAUCAGAGCUUCAUUUCUGUACUGCAGGAAUCGUCACACACGGUGAAAGUGGCUUCAUACAUCCUGAUCGGAGUGGGUUCACUGUCGAUGGCCAUGGGCUUCUUCGGAUGCAUCGGAGCCAUCUACGAAAUCCGUUGCCUGCUGGGUCUGUACUUCACCUGCCUCCUGCUCAUCAUCAUUGCCCAGGUCACCGCUGGAGUCCUCAUUUACUUCCAGAGAGAGCCGUUGAAAUAUGAGAUGGCCAACAUCAUAAAGGGCAUGAUGAUCAACUACACCGGGCAGAACAGAACCACAGAGCACACAUGGGACUUCGUUCAGAGGACGAUGAAGUGCUGUGGAUGGACUGGUCCAGGAAACUGGUCUGAGAACCAUUUGAUCAUGAACAGCUCCAGGAACCUUUACCCAUGUUCCUGUCGUAACGAGGACCUGCCUGGCACGGACAUACAGGAAGUCGGCCUGUGUGAGCACACGUCCCCACAGCUACCUGUCUACGAAACGGGCUGUAUCACCAGCGUGGAGAAAUGGCUCCUGGACAACUGUGGCGUUAUUCUGGGAAUGUGUGUCGGCGUGGCAGUCGUGGAGCUCCUUGGGAUGAUUCUCUCCAUGUGUCUGUGCAAGAGCGUCGUCCAGGAAGAUUACACCAAAGUGCCGAAGUACUGAGCUCAGGACAGAGCCAGCUUCACACCACAGAUGGAUUGACUCUUUCUCUCUCCCUCGCUCUCCUCGGCUCACAUUUUUUUACACACACACACACAAAUACACACAAAUGGACAGCUGUCUUCCCCCAUUCCAGCUUCUCCGGCCUCUACAGCUGUGCAAAUUUCUCACACUCCACAUACACAAACGCACUCACCUCUCAAUCAAACUUGUGUCGAUCAAGUUCACAAGUUACCAUUGUUGUCUUAUCACUUGUGUUUUCCUAUGAGACGUUUGUGAUUUUUUUGGACAGUUUGACAUUAUGGUCAUUCAGGUGUUGUGUUUUUCCUCGACCGACCUCAGAAAAAGCGCUUAUCUUAGUAGUAGUAGUAGAAGUAGAUGUAGAGAGAGCACUUCAGUGACGUUAGGUGAAGCUGAGAGCUGAAGUACCUUGGGACUCCGGGGGCAGUCUGGGAGACGAGAGUGAGGCGGGAGGGAGGGAGCAUGUAGGAGACGCUCUGAAGGAGUAGUGCCACUCUGUGAUCCUGCAGCUGGUAUUUUUGGUUGCAGAGGGUGGAGAAGAGGCGCAGGGCAGGGCUGCUGUGGUGGAGGGUUUGGCUUCUGUCAUCAAGACCUUGUACUCAGUAGCCUUAAUAUUAACCUUCACUUUCACCCUCCUCCUCCUCCUCCUCCACCCUCCCAGAAUCAAUCAUCUGUUGGCGUCUCUAAAUCAUAGCUCCUGUCCUCCUCUCGGGCGGGUCUAGCUGGUAGCCAGUGGCUCUCCAAAAUGACUAGUUUUGCAUGAAGUAAGUGUGUGUAUGAUGUAUUGUGUGAGUAUUUCAUGUCUUUUUUUAUAUUCCCAUGUUAGCUCUUUUUUUUUUUUUUACAACUGUAUAUAUAUCUAUGACCUCGGUAAGGGAUUACAAGCACCUUGGUGCUUUGUCAGCGUUUUAAAUAGGAAAGUUGUCACAUUCCCUUGUUUUAAGAGUGCUAUUGUUCUUUGUUUCCUCUCCGUGGCUGAUGGCGUACAGAAAGCAAAUCUGUCGUCGCUCUUAAAACUGUAUUUUCAAUUCGUUAGCACAGCAUUAGUUUGUGAACAGUCUACCGUAGCACUCGUCCUGAAGAUCUUUACUUUAAUUUAUUCUCAGUAACAAAAGCAGAGAAAACAGUCAGAAACCAUAUAAUCAUAUUUUCAGAAGGUGCUUUGACCAGAAAAUUACUUAUAUUUCCUCAUCAGUUUAUCCACUUCAUUUAACAAACUGAAUUUGUUCUAAGGUGUAGUGGAUACAGUGUUUCUAUGUAGUCGUAGUUUUUCAUGCCAUCUCGCACUAGUCACUUCCAAUUGUUUUCAUGACAAGAGAGAGGAAAAAGAGCGGUGAUCUUUUACAGUUCCAACCACCCUCUGUUUAAUGACCUGCCAAAAUGAAACGUUAAUUUAACUUAAUGAGAGAUGAAGGUUUUUUAUUGUGUGUUUAAAGAUGUUUCUACACUUUUUACAAAAAAAAAAGAAAUGAUUUUUGUUUAGUUGUAUGUCGGUCCCUUGCUGCGUCUGUAUGUGUUCUGUUUCUUAGCAGCUCUUUUUUAUGUUCUGUUUCCAUGGGGCAGCAGUUUAUCCGGAGGCUCAGUGCUCCUGUCCUAUCAGAAAGGUUCUUUCUGGCCGGGACCCCGCCUCCCAUUUGUAAAUUUGUUUUCAUUCAUCCAAAAUCAUCAUCUCUUAAUCUACAAAUGGAACUCAUGCACACACACAGCCACACCAAUGCCUUUAUUGAUGACCACAUCCUGCAGAAUCUUGAGUUCCUUUUUGUUUUAAUGAUAAUAAAUAAAAGUUUAAUAAUAAAAAAGUA
This is a messenger RNA of Platichthys flesus (European flounder), 2732 nucleotides long. It is a transcript of the gene cd82b, whose product is annotated as CD82 molecule b. The record is from RefSeq and is a predicted model, not a curated record. The coding region runs from base 142 to 912 and encodes 256 amino acids. Lineage: Eukaryota; Metazoa; Chordata; Actinopteri; Pleuronectiformes; Pleuronectidae. Gene Ontology annotation, cellular component: membrane. The transcript has 9 exons.